AUGUAUCCGCCAUCCGACCAGGACAACAAACACACCGAGAUUGUCGGUUCGGAUUUCCUGUCGAAAGGCACCGCGGUAGCUGUCGUCGUCCCUUUAAUGGCAAUGUUGGCACUUCUGACACUUGCCCUUGCCGCGAUUCACAUUUGCCGGCGGAUUUGCGCACGCUUGGAGCGAAAUGACGAUGAUUGCACGACGGUACUUGAGGAUCCACCAAUCGCUCGCCCAAUCACCCCGUCCGCCGAGAGUUUUCGCCGUAAUUCCGCACAGGCGCAAUACCGAGUGCUGAUCCAGUCGAAAUUCGAGCGGGAAUUCGGCUGCCCCACCGCACAUUCAAUGUUCAUGAUU
Messenger RNA from Mesorhabditis spiculigera, 345 nucleotides. The record is from the annotation of a GenBank genome assembly. Lineage: Eukaryota; Metazoa; Nematoda; Chromadorea; Rhabditida; Rhabditidae.